Aspergillus nidulans FGSC A4 is the source of this 552-nucleotide messenger RNA. Its product is annotated as protein uaW. NCBI's taxonomy places the organism in Eukaryota, Fungi, Ascomycota, Eurotiomycetes, Eurotiales, Aspergillaceae. The coding region runs from base 1 to 552 and encodes 183 amino acids. The record is from RefSeq and is a predicted model, not a curated record. The transcript is spliced from 3 exons.
AUGCCGUCUCUUCCCCAGCCCAGCUCCCUGAGGGAGCUGCCACAGGAGGAGAAAUUCCAGGUUCUCGACACCCUUUUCGAGUCGUCACCAGAGCUUCACACUCUUAUGGCCCCGAUCCUCGCUAAUCAGACGUUCUCCUCAUACGCAAGCUUGAUCGAUGCCGUGGGAGGCCGGAUGUCGGCACUCUCGGCGGCCAAUUCACCGACCGAUCGAGACAUCCUCGUGGGUAUUCUCGGAUCGCAUCCCCGUCUAGGCCAGCCGAAAGGGACCGCGGCAGAGCAUCUGAGCGAGCUGAGCAAAAGGGAACAGGCGAAUCUCAAUACCGGUGCGGAGGAGCAAGCAGAGAAGUUGCGGUUGUUGAACGCUGAAUAUGAGGCAAAGUUCCCAGGGCUACGAUUUGUGACUUUCGUGAAUGGCCGGAGUCGGGAUGUGAUUAUGGAGGAGAUGCGCGCAAGGAUCGAUCGAGGCGAUACCGAGCGAGAGAUUGAAGAUAUUAUCCAGCUUGAGUACAGUCUCGAUUGGAGGAAAAUCGCCGGCGCCUCCGAAAAAUGA